GCAGCAACAACCGCCUCAGCAGCAACAGCGCAAGCCACCUCAGCAGCAAUACAACAACAACUCACAACAGCAAGUGCGUCGCAAAUACUCCUCGGAGUACAAUCAUCAACAGCAACAUCAUCAUCACCAUCAGGGCAGCAGCGACACUGCCAUACAAACCACCAAGACAAUGUCGUGGACAAACUCCGCACAGCACAAGAAGUCCACGCAGUCGGUGGCGGUCACAGCCUCGCCAAAUACUGUAAACAACGGCGCCACUGUUGCUGCUGCUGCUGCUAGUGUUGCUGCAACUGCACCACCAAGUGUUGGCGGCGGCUUCAAUAAGCAGUUAACCGGUGUUAGUGCUGGCAUCUACAGUCAUCCUACUAAGACCUACACUAAUCAGCAGCACUAUCAGCAACAGCAGCAGCACUACCAAACCAGCCACAACAACAACAACAACAACAGUGGCAGCAGCAAUAUUAACAGUAACAACAACAACAAUCAGCCACAAAUGCGCACAUAUGGCACUAUGAAAGUGCCCUCAUCGCCUGUGGCAAGCACAGCCCCACCGCUGGAGCGCAAAAUCAGUGGCCAGCACCAGCAACAGCAGCAGCUGAGCAGCAACAAUUCGGCAGCAACAACAGCAACUACCUCAACGGCUAGCAUAACAGCAACGCCUCAUCAGUUUCAACAACAGAUGUCCACUGAAAGUCAGUCAAAUAGCACAAACAAUGCCUCUGUGCUGUCUCAGCAACAACAACAACAGCAGCAGCAGCAACAUGGUCAUAACCAAUACGCUCCAGCUGCCAAAUCCUAUGUGAGCUAUGGAGCUAAGAACAAGUAUGGCACACAAAACUUCAGUGCAGAUACAUCCUUCAGCGCAGCUGCAGCUCCUGUGUCUGUGCAGCCUGCGCUUAACUUGGCGCCACCAGCGCCGCCUGUCUCGCAAAACAACGCCAGCGCAGACAGCGGACAACCAUCGUGGGCCAGUCUGUUUUCCAACAAGAAGCCCGUGGCCAAAGUGGCGCCCUAUGACGGCAACAAGCAGCAGCAGCAACAACAACAGCAGCCGCAGCUGCAAAUGGCUCCACCACAGCAACAACCACAACAAUUGCCUGUUCAGCAACAGCAACAGUCACAGCAGCAACUGCCAUUAACACCGCCAACACAGAGCCUGCCCAGCGUGCACCAUCAAUUGCAAUCGCCAACGCCAGUGCCAGCGCCAACUGUGCCGCUUAUCACACCCGGCACACUGUCGUAUUCAGCGGCCUCGGCACAGGCAGUACCCGCCGUGGCUGCUCCCGCCUCUGCAGCAGUCAAGCCGCUGAAAGCGGAGCCGAUGCGUGCCGCUCAACUAGAUGAGUGGACAAACAAAUAUGCUGAAUUUCUGACACGUCAUAAGACUAAUCUGGCGCCCGUCAGUCUGCGGCCGCGUGGUCUGACUAAUCGUUCCAAUUAUUGCUAUAUCAACUCCAUACUUCAGGCGCUGCUUGGCUGUUCGCCUUUCUACAAUCUGCUGCGUUCCAUACCCAAGCAGGCGGCGGUGCUGAGCGAGGUCAAGACACCCACCGUGAAUGCCAUGAUGUCAUUUAUGAGUAACUUUUCAUCACUGCCUGGCGGUACCCGCUUGCGUUUGAAUAACAACAAAGCCGCCCAGAUCAAGGGCAAGGAUGAGUUUGCUGGCGUUGAUUUGCAGUGCGAUCUUGCCUUUGAGCCCACUGAAAUAUACAAACUGUGGAAUGACAGUCGUGAGGAGCACGUGGAGGGCAGACAAGAGGAUGCCGAAGAGUUCUUGGGCUAUGUGCUCAACAAGCUUAACGAUGAGAUGCUCGAGGUUAUCAAGUUGAUUGCAAAGCCAAAUGCCCAACAAAAUGGCGAAGAACAGGAACAAGAUACCGAAGAUGGCGGAGACGUUUGGCAGAUGAUUUGCAAUAAUCGCAACAAGGGCAGCGUUACUCGCCAGACGGACUUUGGACGUACCCCGCUCAGUGAUAUCUUUCGAGGUGAACUGCGUUCCCGGCUGCAGCGCGAAGGCGAACACUCUACGGAUGUUAUACAGCCGUUCUUUACACUACAACUGAACAUUGAGAAAGCCGCUUCGGUGAAGGAGGCUCUUGAGAUACUCGUUGGCCGUGAUCAGCUGGAGGGCGUCACUGGUAGCAAGACCAAACAGGAGGUGGUCGCCUGGCAGCAAAUGACUUUGGAAAAGUUGCCCAUCGUUUUGAUAUUGCAUUUAAAAUACUUUGACUAUAGGUCCGAUGGCUGCACAAAGAUAUUGAAAAAGGUUGAGUUUCCAGUGGAGCUCAAAAUCGAUGCCAAGAUACUUGGAUCGAAGAAAACAUCGCAAAAGCAGCGCGCCUAUCGCUUGUUCGCUGUGGUCUAUCACGAUGGCAAGGAAGCAUCCAAGGGCCAUUAUAUAACGGACGUGUUUCAUACCGGCUACAAUAGUUGGCUGCGCUACGAUGACAGCUCGGUGAAACCGAUCGGCGAGAAGCAAGUGCUGCAGCCGCACACGCCGCGUGUGCCUUAUCUACUCUACUAUCGCCGUUUCGAUACCCUGCCACAGAUGCAGACGAGCAAUGGCGCCGGCGCUGGAAGCACAGUAGGCGCCACCAAUGCCCAUGCCUCGGCCAGUGCCGCAUCUACCACAUCAGCUGCAAACUCAGCGAAUAAUAAAUGAAACUAAGUUGUCAAAAUAAUGGCAUACCCAGCCUAAGGGCAUGCCAGAGUUUGAUUUUUUAUGCAUAUACAAUUUGAACGGUUAUAUUAUAUAUUUAAAUGCCUAAUGUUUAAGCCCAAAGUCCAAAGCGCAUGUACGUGUGAAUGGUAGUUGUAUUUGUGUGGUGAAUGCGUGUGUGUCUAAGUGUGUCUAAGUUUAAUAAAAACAAAACUCCUAGUUGGUAAGCCUUAGCCGUAGCCCUAAGUUGAUAACAGUUUAGUUGUGCAAGAAAGCAAACAAACCAACAAUUCGUUGAAACGAAAUCUGUACAAAAUUAGCGAAUGGUAUGGCUAAACUUAACAGCGAGCAAAUUAUCAUAUACAUAUACUAUAUAAGUAAGUUUCAUAAAUUUGAGCCAGCCAAUAUUUGUAAAUCCCGUUUGGCAUCAACCUAUUCAAAAUGGCACAAACAAGCAGAAGCGUGCAUAUAUUAGAUAGCUGUAGACCUCUUCGAUAUGACAAACAUUUAGAGCUCUAUAUGUACAUACGUAGCAUACAUAUAUGAUACAUAUAUAACUAAAAUUGUAGAGUUUAAUUUUCUUUGUAAUUGUUUAUAGCAUGCAUUUAGGCGCCAGAGCAAACAAUCAGCCUUGCAUCCAGUUAAAACCACAAUACAUAUUGAAAUGCUUUGAAUAUGCUUUAAAAGAAAAACAAAUCUAUCUGUUGUAUACAAUACAAGACAUGCAAACACAUGAAUACAUAGCAUUAUUUUGUGUAUAAGUCGAAAUAAGUGAACACUGAAACGAGAAAAAAGGAAAUUAGCGCGAUUAUUUUAUAAUUUAUAUAGUUUGUUGCUUAGUUAGAUCCCAAAUUCAUUUUAAAUUCAUAUAUAUAUAUAUAUAAAUAUACUUUUAUAAAAACUGUUUGCACCCAUUAUGAUAUUUUAUUGUCUGUUGCGACAAAUCGUGGAAUUGGCUUAAAAAUAUAAUUUUUAUUUAUAAGCAAUGCUAAGAGUUAUGUCAACUACAUUGUCAAAUUUAAUGUUUCGUUAACAAUUACAACUAAUCAAGAAUUCUAGUUGCAUAUGGAGUUAAUAUAUCUUAGCUGGCAAACAUACAUACAUACACAUGCAUAUUUUAUUUUCUAAUUCAUAUACCAUACAUAUAUUAUAAAUAACGUGCCAAUGUUAAAACUCUAUAAAAUUACAUCAAAACAAAGAAAGCAUGAAAGAAGUUAGUGUCCGAAACAAUAACUUUUUGAUACUUUUGUGUAGUCAGUGACUUCUCAAAGGGAUAUUGUUAAAUUUCAUACAUUAUUUACAACUAGUUACAAACUUUUGUUGAAUUAAGUUUUAUAUUUGAUAAUCGACGUCUAUAUAUAUAAACGAGAAAAUCUAUAAAAAAAGCAAAAGGAACGGAAAGUUAGGACUAUAAUGUAAUCAUAGACAAAUCCGCACUUACAAGUUACAUACAUUGUUUAUCUUAUGUGAAGAAACAGUAUCAAAAAAACAAAAGGAAGAUUAAAAAUUUUAUGAAUUUACAUUUGACGCAAAAUCUUUUUAUGGAUUUCUUUUUAAAAUUUCGAAUGAUGUUUAUUUGAAACUGCUCGAAAAUCAAGUAAAUGCCAGCGCAAUUCGAUUGUAAAAAUAGCAAGAAACCUUGAAAUAUUAUAAUAUGGAUAUAAUGUAAUGCAUUGUCGU
Messenger RNA from Drosophila novamexicana, 4339 nucleotides. It is a transcript of the gene Usp10, whose product is annotated as ubiquitin carboxyl-terminal hydrolase 10. Gene Ontology annotation, biological process: regulation of autophagy; DNA damage response, signal transduction by p53 class mediator; protein deubiquitination. The record is from RefSeq and is a predicted model, not a curated record. The transcript is spliced from 7 exons. Gene Ontology annotation, molecular function: cysteine-type endopeptidase activity; cysteine-type deubiquitinase activity. The coding region runs from base 170 to 2662 and encodes 830 amino acids. Gene Ontology annotation, cellular component: nucleus; cytosol. NCBI's taxonomy places the organism in Eukaryota, Metazoa, Arthropoda, Insecta, Diptera, Drosophilidae.